AUGGAAGGUCUAAAUGUGGCUAUGAAUACGACAUGUGAAAAAGGUUUAUUUUCCAGUGUUAAGGUACCAAAUUGUGACUUGACGGUGUCAUACUUGUUCUACGCGGAUGAUGCUCUUUUUGUUGCUAAAUGGACCAAAGAAAACAUUAAAAACCUAGCUAGAAUUCUCCGAUCCUUCCAUGUGGUGUCCGGGCUUAAGGUAAAUUUUAGUAAGUCACCGGUUUUUGGUGUUAGAGCUAACCCAUUAGAAGUUUCUCGAUGGGCUGCACCUCUUGGAUGUAAACCUGAUGAAUUGUCGUUUACCUACCUUGGGGUCCCGGUGGGGGCAAACAUGAAAUUGUUGAAACAUUGGAAACUGGUAAUUGAGAAGUUCGAAUGUAAGUUGUCAUUAUGGAAAACAAAAACCUUAUCAUUUGGUGGAAGAUUAACAUUAUUAAAGGCUAUGAUGGGAAAUCUACCAACUUACUACUUCUCUUUAUUUGUUGCUCCAAUUGGAAUCACUGAUAUGCUUGAAAAAAAUCAGGCGGAGGUUUUUAUAGGGUGGAAGUCACAAUAA
Molecule: messenger RNA, 555 nt
Organism: Lactuca sativa (garden lettuce)
Lineage: Eukaryota; Viridiplantae; Streptophyta; Magnoliopsida; Asterales; Asteraceae
Source: RefSeq, a predicted model, not a curated record